This is a messenger RNA of Acinonyx jubatus (cheetah), 4841 nucleotides long. RefSeq names its product cadherin related family member 1 (gene CDHR1). Bases 380 to 2959 code for a protein of 859 amino acids. Lineage: Eukaryota; Metazoa; Chordata; Mammalia; Carnivora; Felidae. Gene Ontology annotation, cellular component: plasma membrane; adherens junction; catenin complex. The record is from RefSeq and is a predicted model, not a curated record. Gene Ontology annotation, molecular function: cadherin binding; calcium ion binding. Gene Ontology annotation, biological process: calcium-dependent cell-cell adhesion; multicellular organism development; adherens junction organization. The transcript has 17 exons.
CUCAGGGCAAAGACCUGGCCCUUUCCCCAGCUACAGAGUUGGGGACCCCUUGGCGCCUGCGCUCCAGACCUGGGCGAGGGGGGCGUGGUAGGAAGAGGAGUUGGCAGUGACCCCUCCCGGCCCGCCGGCGGCUGGAAACCGGUACCCUGAGCUUAGCGCGCACUAAUUGGUCUCUUCGGGCGGCGGCGGGAGCGCUCCAGCUGCGCGGGGCCGAGCGGUGUCAUCCGCUUAGCGCCCUCGCGCCACCCAGCGCGCCCGCCCCGCGCCCCUCCCGCCGCCGCCCCCACCGUCGUCUCUGCACUCCGAGCGGCCCGGGGAAUGCUCCGCGCUCCCGCGCCCGGCCCGGCUGCGGCUCGCGACACUCUCUGCCCGCGGAGACAUGAGGCGCGGCCCGCGGGCCGCCCUGGCGCUGGGGCUGCUGCGCCUCUGGCUGGCCCAGGCCAAUUUUGCCCCGCACUUCUUCGACAACGGGGUGGGCAGCACCAACGGAAACAUGGCCCUGUUCAGCCUCCCGGAGGACACCCCUGUAGGUUCUCAUGUAUACACCCUAAAUGGGACAGACCCUGAGGGAGACCCCAUCUCCUACCACAUCAGCUUUGACCCCAGCGCUAGAAGCGUCUUUUCUGUUGACCCCAAUUUUGGAAAUAUCACCUUGGUUGAAGAGCUGGACAGAGAGAGAGAGGAUGAGAUUGAAGCCAUCAUCAGCAUUUCUGACGGCCUGAAUCUGGUGGCAGAAAAAGUCACCAUCCUGGUGACUGAUGCCAAUGACGAGGCCCCCAGUUUCAUCCAGGAGCCCUACAUUGUCCAGGUUCCUGAGGACAUACCUACUGGGAGCAGUAUCAUUAAGGUCCAUGCGGUAGACAAGGACACGGGUUCUGGAGGGAGUGUCACCUACUUCUUGCAGAAUAUGCACGCCACCAAAUUUGCCAUGGACCGCCACAGCGGUGUGCUGCGCCUCCGGGCUGGGGCCACCCUGGACUACGAGAAGGCCCAAGCCCAUUUUGUCACCGUGGUUGCCAAGGAUGGUGGAGGGAGGCUUCGAGGGGCUGAUAUGGUGUUCUCAGCCACCACCACAGUCACAGUCAAUGUGGAGGACGUGCAGGACAUGGCCCCUGUCUUCGUGGGCACACCCUACUACGGCUAUGUGUAUGAGGACACCCUUCCGGGCUCGGAGGUACUGAUGGUGGUUGCCAUGGAUGGAGAUCGGGGCAAACCCAACCAAAUUCUUUACAGCCUCUUGAAUGGGAGUGACGGAGCCUUUGAAAUUAAUGAGACGUCUGGAGUCAUCUCCGUCAUGCAGAGUCCUGCCCAGCUCAGGAGGGAGGUGUAUGAGCUGCAUGUACAGGUGACUGAGGUCAGCUCUGCAGGGAUCCCAGCUGCCCAGGCCAUGGUCCCAGUCACCAUCAGGAUCGUGGACCUCAACAACCAUCCGCCUACGUUCUAUGGAGAGAGUGGACCCCAGAACAGAUUUGAGCUGUCUAUGUAUGAACACCCACCUCAGGGAGAGAUCCUGCGGGGCCUUAAGAUCACUGUCAACGACUCAGACCAGGGAGCCAAUGCCAAAUUCAACCUGCGGCUGGUGGGACCUGGGGGCAUCUUCCGAGUGGUCCCACUGACAGUCCUGAAUGAAGCCCAAGUCACUAUCAUUGUGGAGAACUCAGCUGCCAUUGACUAUGAAAAGUUCAAAGUGCUAACCUUCAAGCUCCUGGCCAUUGAAGUGAACACUCCGGAGAAAUUCAGCUCUACAGCAGAUGUUGUGAUCCAGCUCCUGGACACCAACGACAAUGUCCCCAAGUUUACCUCCCACUACUACAUUGCCAGGAUCCCUGAGAAUGCCCCAGGGGGCUCCAACGUGGUGGCUGUCACAGCUGUAGAUCCAGACACAGGUCCGUGGGGUGAAGUCAAAUACUCCAUCUAUGGGUCUGGGGCAGACCCCUUCCUGAUCCACCCAUCCACCGGGAUCAUCUACACCCAGCCCUGGGCCAGCCUGGAUGCUGAGGCCACUGCCAGGUACAACUUUUAUGUGAAGGCAGAGGACAUGGAGGGCAAAUACAGUCUGGCCGAGGUGUUCGUCACUCUGCUGGAUGUCAAUGACCACUACCCUCAGUUUGGAAAGAGUUUCCAGGAGAAGACCAUGGUGCUGGGGACCCCAGUGAAAAUUGAGGCCACGGACCAGGAUGCAGACGAGCCCAACAACCUGGUGGACUAUUCCAUCACCCACGCGGAGCCAACCAAUGUGUUCGACAUUGACACGCACACAGGGGAGAUCCGUCUCAAGAACUCCAUCCGCUCCCUUGAUGCCCUGCACAACAUUACACCUGGUGGGGACUUCACGUGGUCCCUAGAGGUGCAGGCCAAGGACCGUGGCUCCCCAUCCUUCAGCACCACGGCCUUACUCAAGAUUGACAUCACAGACACAGAGAUGCUGUCUCGGAGCCCCAUGGCCGCCUUCCUGAUGCAGACCAAAGACAACCCCAUGAAGGCUGUGGGUGUCCUGGCUGGCAUCAUGGCCAUCAUUGUGGCCAUAACCGUUCUCAUCUCCACUGCCACCUUCUGGCGCAAUAAGAAGUCUAACAAGGUCCUGCCAGUGCGGCGCGUGCUCCGUAAGCGGCCCAGCCCAGCACCCCGUGCCGUCCGCAUCGAAUGGCUCAAGUUCAGAAGGACCAAGGCUGCUGCCAAGUUUGUGCUCAAAGAGGAUCCUCCCAAUGAGAACUGCAACAACAACAGCCUAGGAAACACACUGCCCCCCAAAGCCCCAGCUCCCCCUCCACCACCCACAAUGGUGCCCAACAUGGGCACAGCCCACUGGACUGUGCCUACAGUCUCUGGCUCACUCACCCCUCAGCAACCCCAACGGUCACCAAAACCCAAGGUGGGAAGCCCCAUCCAAUCAGCUCUGGUCUCUGAGCUCAGGCAAAAGUUUGAGAAGAAGAGUGUGGGUAAUAAGGCUUACUUCUAGCAUGUGUCUUGUGGGCCCUAAUUUCCCAACCCCAACUAUCCCACUACUUGGGCCAUGCUCCCCACUAUCUGCUCCCUAGGGUCACCUGUGUUUUGUACAAUGAUGUAAGCCCCAUAUCCAUGGCUCUGGACAUGCUUUGGACAAGGGAUUUCUCUGUUUAUGGGAUGCAACUGGCAAAUACUUCCUCAUCACCCAGAUUGUUGGCACAGCUGUGAUGCUCCCCAUUCCACAGAGACUGGGAAUAGACAAAGAGCCAACUCUAAGGUGUCUACUACUCACCAACCUCAGACCUCACAGUCCCUCAGGUCCUCCUGGGGCAUUAGCAUCCUCAGUUGAGGAAGAGGGCCCUGGCCACAUGUGACAAGGCCAACCAGAAUCUGGAUCCUGAAGCCUCCAGCUAAGAACAGGAGCAGGAAAAGGAGGUUCAGUUCUGGCUAAGGUUGUGAUUAGUUGACCCUUGCAGGCUGUAGGAGAGCAAAUGCAUCAGGGCAGGGUGGUGAUGCACUGAAAACUGAUGCUGACUGUGGGGCUAUUCCUCAAAGUCAUUGGAAAGAUGUAGGAUGGUGUCUGAGUAAAGACCAUGGGCCCCUGCUAUGCAUGUGUGGGACCAGAGACACAAAGGUAUGGGAUGGCCCCAGCCAGAGCUGUCCCAGGCAGGCCCAGAAAUGUCCAAGCUAGCACCACGGUGGUAGUCCUAGAGGCAUCUGGAAGAGCCUCAAGACCCCUCCCCAGGGUGCUGCCCCUGCCCCCUACCACCCAGGAGCCCUUGAAAAGACAGUGCAGAGCUGAGAUCUGGAGAGACUUUUGUUUUUAUCCAGCUCUUUUGCUCAUGUGGUAUAACCUUGGGAAAAGCUGUUUAAAUUCCCUGAUCACUUCCUUUCCUCAUUUGUAAAAUGAAGAAAUUAAGUCCUGGCUGACUCACUCACAGGUCCAAGGUGAGGACUGAAAUAAAUAUGUGGUGACAAGGGCUUUAACCAAGUGCAAAGCAGCACAAAUGCAGAGUAUUUUUCUGCAGGCCAGUUCUCUGGGCUGCAGCUCCUCCAGAAAGUAUUAGGAGCCCUUCACACCAUUCUGCCAAGCACCCCCAGGAGGUCCUGUGCAGGGUUUGAGUACAGCCCCUGACCUGUGGCAGCCAGACCUGGAUGAUGUCAUUGCCCUUGACUCAGGCUCCUCCCAUCCAGUUAUGCCCCACCACACCCCAUGCAGCCCUGGCCAGCCAGUCAGAAAGGACCAAAGCCGGGCGGUACAUCCAUUUUGCCAAAAUGACAAAAACGAGCUUCCACGACAGGAGCAGUGCUGGAGGCCACACAGCUGGUUGGUAGCAGAGACCUGGUCUGAGGGCUCCUGACUCCUUGACAUUUUCCUUUGGCCGGGCACACCUUGUCAACUUGUGACAACCUCCCCCAGGAGAGAAGACAUGCAAGCCUCUAUGUUUAAUGCAGAGAAGUUCCGCCCAACUUUAAGGAAAGCUGCUCUAUGAGGAAUCUAGACGUGUGCAGGGAGAGGGAAGUAGAGCCAUUCUUUGCAUCUUGCUCCCCUCACUAACAACCGCUCUAGAGUAUCGUCAGUGAUUUUAUUUAAACAGACUAUAUGCACAUGUGGUUUUCCUGAUUUCCGAGUCUGUGUUUUGAGGUGUUACUCAGUUACGCUGGUGUGUAAGCUCCUUGCUGGGCUUUCUGCAGUCCCCAACCCAGAGUGUAUUAAGAGGUGAUUUCUAACAAGCUGGGAGCCCAGACUGAACCAAUAGGUAUUUUGCAGCCUGUAUUUCAGGAGAGGGCUGUGCUGGCUUAUGUUUUCUCUCCACAGGGAAUACACCAUCUUUACAUUUUGCAUGCAAUCAACCUCUUUUGUAAAUGGCGAAUAAAGUCUGUUAAGCAAGGGC